GACCAGAUCAGCUACAAUAGCGCAAUCAGCGCGAAAGAUCAAAAGCAUUGGAAGGUGGGUCUCCUCUUGUUGUCGGAGAUGCCAAUGGCCCGGGUUAGCUCCAAUGUCAUCUCCUACAGCAGUGCCAUCAGAAGCUGCGCUGUCCGAUGGUCACUUGGGCUACAGCUUUUGCACAACAUGCUCAUGAUCCAGCUGCUUCCGAAUGAGAUUGUCCUGAAUUGUGUUGUUCACGCUUCUGUGGAUUGCUGGCAAGCUGGCUUGGCAAUUUUGCAUUGCAACCUCACUGGAAGCCUCUCAUUUCCAAACAAGAGAAGCUACAGCAGCGCCAUCAAUGCCUGUGCAAAUGACAGUCAAUGGCAAGUUGUUCUUAGACUUCUCGAUGAUGUACAAGAUGUACAGAGUAAAGAUUGGGGAGGAAACGAAUUUAUCUACAGCAGCGCGAUUAACGCCUGUGAAAAGGCAAACCAGUGGCAGCGAGCCCUCAUCCUUUUUGAGGAAAUGACUUCCAAGAAGAUUUCUGCCAAUGAAUUCAUUUACAGCAGCGCGAUCAGCGCUUGCGAGAAAGCAGAACAGUGGCAGAUCUCUGUCUUCUUGUUGGACUUGAUGUAUUCGACUGGAACAAAGACCACGGAUGAAGUGACUUCCAAUGGGACAAUUAGUUCCUUCAGCAAAGGUCAACAGUGGCAGCAGGCCAGCCACUUUUUAGCAGCUAUGCAAAAGCAGCGCGCUCCACAUGAUGUCAUCAGCUACAACAGUACCAUCAGUGCCUGUGAACGUGGUGGAGAAUGGCAGUUGGCAUCCAACUUGCUGGUCACAAUGCCAGGGUUGCAAGUGCUCCCAUCUGAAAUUAGCUACAACAGCGUCAUCAGUGCCAAUUCAGAAGCAAACUGGCGGGCAGCUAUAGGCACCCUAAGCCUGAUGAGUUCACAGCCGAAUGAGAUCAGCUACAGCAGUGUAAUCAGUGGCUUUGAGAAAGCUACGAGAUGGGAGGCUGCGCUUUCGCUCCUUCCAAAAGCUUGUAAUGCUGUGUCGUACAACAGUGCAAUCAGUGCUUUGCAGAGCUUUUGGCCAAGAGCUCUUCGACUCCUUUGGGAUUUGCAGCAGCUGCGCAUGCGACCAGAACGCACCAGCUACGACGGUGUCUGCGGCAGUUGCGAGCGUUUCGGACAGCCGGGACAACUGGGGCAGCUUCAUGAAUCUCUGCUGUACAUGAGUGCCGGAUGUUAACGUGAUUGAUGAAUCCAGGUUGAGAUGUGUGGUUUCCACUGUUUCAACCUUGCGGGUUGCACUGAAAGUCAGCAAUCUGACCCAGGGCUUAAAAAAAGGUCGCAUAUGUGAGAGUAUCCCAGCAAAA
Messenger RNA from Cladocopium goreaui, 1354 nucleotides. The record is from the annotation of a GenBank genome assembly. NCBI's taxonomy places the organism in Eukaryota, Dinophyceae, Suessiales, Symbiodiniaceae.